This is a messenger RNA of Bipolaris zeicola 26-R-13, 765 nucleotides long. RefSeq lists its product as uncharacterized. The record is from RefSeq and is a predicted model, not a curated record. The transcript is spliced from 2 exons. NCBI's taxonomy places the organism in Eukaryota, Fungi, Ascomycota, Dothideomycetes, Pleosporales, Pleosporaceae. Bases 1 to 765 code for a protein of 254 amino acids.
AUGUACGCAUUGACACUAGCUGGCAUACCAAUCGCCAUAGGCGCAAACGAAGCCGUGCACCAACAACGGCUUCUAGACGAAGAAGCAGAGGCCGAAGAGCGCCAGGAAGAGUUUUAUCUCGACGUCUUUUGCGAUGCGAAGAGCAGAAAGAAAGAUGAGGUGCACGGUGCGAUUGUUGUCUUGAAAGACGGAAAGGUACUCCUCUGGCCCAAGGACCCAAAAACAGGUCUCCCAAAACCCGGCCCAAGCAAUGAACCAGCACCCCACCCAUUCACAGGAUUCUACCUACCCUUUCCCUCCUCUGAACUCCCGCACCGCCCCAUGCCCGCAGCCCCAGUCCUCGGUCUCGUCAGCACCGUGCCACCAUCUUCGCAUCCAUUCCCUUCAUCACCAGAAUCAUCAGCCCCGUCUACUCCGUCUCCCGCACCUAAAACCGCUCCAAGACCUGCGAAACCAAAACUAAACUGGGUUUAUGCGCACAAAAAGACACGCGAGUUGCGCUAUGGACCGCGAUCUGAAGCGAAGAAGCAUAAAAUCGGGCCGUGGGAUUGGACGGAAGAUGAACAGGGGCUGACCCUGGAUGAUGAGGAGUGUCUUGUUGCUGUGGAAGAGGAGAAGGGAGGGUAUGGAUGGGCCGUGUAUUGGGAUCGGGAAGAUGAUUGUUUGAAGGAGGUGGGGGUGGGGCAGGAGAAGAGGGUGCUGAGAUGUAGUUUGGAGAGGAGGCUUGUUGAAGAGAAGAGGAUUAAGGGGUUGGAUGAGGAUUGA